Molecule: messenger RNA, 3138 nt
Organism: Xenopus tropicalis (tropical clawed frog)
Lineage: Eukaryota; Metazoa; Chordata; Amphibia; Anura; Pipidae
Gene: tlr14.3
Product: toll-like receptor14 isotype 3
Exons: 3
Coding region: 217-2724 (835 amino acids)
Biological process (GO): signal transduction; toll-like receptor signaling pathway; immune response
Cellular component (GO): plasma membrane; membrane
Molecular function (GO): transmembrane signaling receptor activity
Source: RefSeq, a predicted model, not a curated record
AGGAGAGACUUACUGGCUCAUAACCUGCCUGCCAGUCUCAGAGCCCGGCGUUCCCUGUGAGGAUCCGGAUCCCUGAGCCCCAGUGACUGGCAGUGCGGGGAGACUGUGCUGUAGGUGCGCUGACCUGGACCGACAUGGAUUUGGAGCCUUGGGGGUCCCUUUCCCUACACAGCAGCCCCCCUAUCACUUAACGUCGGUGCAGAAGAUGAGAAGAAUAUGGAGAAGCUCUCACACCAUGAAAGACUGGUGAUAUUGUGCAUCUUGGCUCUCGGCCUCGUGGAGCGGGCACAGGGCCAAACCCCGUGCAAAACCGAUGGAAUAUAUGCCAACUGCAAAGGGAGGAGUCUUGCCGCCGUCCCGAAGGACCUUCCCACCACCCUCGUGGAACUGGACCUGUCCUACAAUAGACUUUCCCAUAUCCAGUUUGAUGACUUUGCAUCUUUCACUCAUUUACGAGCCUUGAAUUUGAGUUACAACAACAUUUCUGCCAUAGAAACGGGCUCUUUUGCUUCCAAUGUUCUUCUGACCAACCUCACCCUGUUCAACAACAGCCUAACGGAGAUGCCUUCAGCUUUGUUUGAACCUCUACGAUUCUUGCAGUUCCUUGACAUUUCCAACAAUUUCUACAAUUGUGCUACCCUUGGGGCAGAAUUCAGCAUGUUGGAGAAUCUACGGAACUUGUCCAUCGGUGGCCCAUUAGUAAGCAAGGUCCUGAAAGGUGACUUUGCCCCCAUAAAGAAUAUCAGCCUCCAAAGGUUUUCGCUGAAGACCAUGUCCAGCCUUUGGUUGUAUGAAAAGGGGGCGUUUUCAGACCUCAACACUCAAAGUUUAUGGUUGGAUAUUGCCCUUGAUACAAACCCACAAGCUCUGCCUCGAAUGCUGAAGGACCUGGCAGGGAAAGCCUUCAGCAGCCUCCGUUUCCGGAACUUGUUUGAGUUCACCUACUACACGGAUGCCAUGGACGUGUUCUUCGGCCUCGCCGACAUUUUCAUCAAGGAGUUGACCUUCUACCGUGGGAAAUUUAAUGAGAACCUGCUGCGUCUGACGUUAAAAAACGUGGAGAAGUCCAACAUCCAAGACCUGUUUCUGCUGUCCAUUGACUUUGCCCGUUCUCUUAGCACCAACAGGACAGAUAUAAGAAUUAAUGACCUCGCUUUGCGACGUCUGGUCAUCAAAGACGUGACCAACCCUGACAUCUUGAGGUUUGAUUGGACGUUUACUUGGUUCAACAAGGUCAGCCACCUGGACAUUAUCAACGUCAACUUCAACUUUGUGCCCUGCGAUGCCUGGAGUCAGAUGGUCAAUGUGGAGAGGCUGGACAUAUCCAACAACCGCCUUUUGGCUUCCAAUCUUUACAACCUGCUGUGCCAGUACAGUGAGUUGCCCAACCUCCACACAUUCAUAGCCUCGGAUAACAACAUGCGCAGCCUGUAUACACUCUCUUUAUUGACUCUGACUUGGCCAAAGCUGGCCACUCUCGACCUGACGUCCAAUUACCUAGGAGCGCUUGAUGAGGUCUGCACGUGGACCCCUCAAAUAACAAAGCUGAUUUUAAAGGACAACACGCUGAAGGUAGGCGUCUUCAAGUGCUUGCCCGUGACAGUGGAACAUCUAGAUAUGUCCAACUCCUUGUUGGAACGACUAGACAUGGACUAUUUCAACAGAGCUACCAAACUCAAGGUGCUGAUUCUCAGCCAAAACAAACUGAAAUUUAUAUCCAGAGACUGGAAGUGCCCAAACCUCCAGGUUCUGGGCUUAGAAGGCAACUCGUUCAGUGUCAUUGAUAAAGGGUCCUUCAAAGACCUGCCUGAGCUCAGAAGAUUGACGGCAGGAGAUAAUCCGUAUCAUUGCACCUGUGACCUUUAUGCUUUUUUUACGGAAACUCUAACUGAGCGUAGAGUCUCGCUUGCUGAUUGGCCAGAAGAAUAUAAUUGCUACCACCCACCCCACCUUCUGGACACCAAAGUGGAAUUCUACAACCCUGGGAGAGUAGAGUGUGAUGUAAGACUGGUGGUCGCUAUAUCGGUGUCCACUACGGCGGUGGUGGUUAUGCUCUGCAUGCUACUGUGUUGGAGGUUUGAUGUUCCGUGGUAUCUCCGGACAACAUGCAGCAUAGUGCAGUCCAAAUAUCGUUCUAGAAGUUUCCACGAUAGUCGAGACUACAACUACCACGCCUUCAUCUCCUACAGCCAUUCAGAUGCCGACUGGGUGAGAGGGGAGCUGCUGUACCGGCUGGAGAGCUGCAGCCCCCCGUACCGAGUUUGCAUUCACGAGAGGGACUUCCUCCCAGGGAGAUGGAUCAUCGACAACAUCAUCGAGAACAUUGAGAGCAGUCGCAAGAUCAUCUUCGUGCUCUCCCGCAACUUCGUCAACAGCGAGUGGUGCAAUUAUGAGCUGUACUUUGCCCACCAGAGGGCUAUCGGCCAUGCUUUUGAGGAUGUCAUCUUGGUGGUCAAGGAGAAGGUCACUAUGGAAGACCUUCCAAAGAGGUUUCAGAAGCUCAGGAAGAUGAUGAGGACCAAGACCUACCUGGAGUGGCCUUCAGAGCAGAACAGACAGCAUUUCUUUUGGAUUCAGCUAAAGAGCAUUUUGGGCAAGGCCAACCCUCCCGUUACUAGCCAAGAGACCCUGUCUGUGGUGAGUGAAACUGUUGCUUACGGGACUUGUUCUGUCUCGGAGACUCCAUCUGUACCACUCGGCAAGGUGACUCUGCCGAGCAGCUGAUCCUUCCCAAAAUCUACUGGUCAUCUGCACCAGAACCGGAGCCACGGAGCCAUGUCUCCCUCAUGUGAAGGUCUUCCCUCAAGACCGAGUUUUGAAUGGCUCCAAAUUGCAAGGAUUAAAGUGAUUGGCCGAGCCCCGGUGGGUUGAUUUGCACCACUUUCCUUGAUGGACGUAAGAAAAGGCAUGUUUGUUAUGGAUUAAAACUCAGUUCACAUUUCCUACUCCCCGAGCUCUUCAAAAGAAUGUCAGGAAUGAUGAGAAGUUCUUACUCACUGCUCGUUGCUUCUUUAGAGCUUAUUUAUUAACCACCCCGGCCAAAAUGUGGCUCCAUUCCCUGAGAAUAUACAGUAUUAUUCAUGGGCCAUAUUCCCUGCCCUGGGCACCCAAUAAGCUAUACCCUCCUACUGGCACCUC